CGGUUUUUUUACUUAAAUUAUACUUAUUAUCGUUAACAGUUUUUGCAUUUUGUUCUCGUGACCGGCGUUUCUUUUUGUUUUGGCUCUUACCUUUUCCACACAUUGUUACCAGUUUGUUCUUAGCUCUCUCAAUUUGACGGACAUAAUCGAGUAAUUUUUUAACCGUCCGUCGAUUACGUGAAAUGACCGACAGUCAGACGAAAUCAAGCUUUGGAACGGCGCUGUUGAAUCUGCACAGCGGUUACACGGAUUCGCUGCCCGGGAGAGAGAAGCAUAUAGAUUGUUUAAAAUCGUUCCUGAAAAAACACAUCAAAGAUCACCACUCGGUUUCUAUGUACAUAUCCGGACCUCCGGGUACUGGUAAGACGGUGUCACUUCACUCAUUGUUUGCCAGCGAUUUGGUCACUGACAACUUCACCCUAGUAUAUGUGAACUGUAGUAUGAUCAAAUCUGCAAACCGUGUGUAUGCCAAAAUCGCUGAGAUGUUAAAAAUCGGAUCUGGCACGCAAAGGGAAUGCAUUUUGACCAUUGAGCAGUACUUGAAAACUAAACACAAAUCUAUUCUCAUGGUACUCGAUGAAAUCGAUCAAUUGUCAUCCAAAAAUCAAUCUAUAUUGUAUCAAAUAUUUGAGUGGCCUAUUAUUCCUCAAUCAAAUAUAGUUGUCAUAGGUAUAGCCAACUCUUUAGAUCUUACUGAUCGAUUGUUGCCGAUGUUAAAGACGAAGGUUUCUUUACAACCAGAACUUCUAAAUUUUCCACCUUAUACGAAAACAGAGUUGGCUAAUAUUAUAUCUCAUAGAUUAAAAAAUGCUGGGGUUGCGGAAAUAUUUCCCGCCAAUGCAAUUCAACUUUUAUCUGCAAAAAUUGCUUCCAUCCGAGGUGAUAUACGUUAUGCAUUGGAUGUUACCAGAAGAGUUAUUGAGUUGGCAGAUGAUAAAAUUGACAAAAAAAUUGAAUUAAAUGAUGUGAUAGCUGUGUUGAAUAAUGUGUAUUCCACUUCUGGUGCACUUGAUAAUGAUGACGAAAAUUCCGAAAAAUUACCAUUACAGCAAGAAUUUGUGGUGUGCGCAUUGUUAUUGUUAUUAUCUUCUGGUAAAAAAAAUCAAGUAAUUACCAUAGGAAAAGUAUUCAAUGUAUUUACAACUAUUUGUAAAAAACGCAACGUUCAAGUAAGGGAUCUAAGUGAAUUCAUAACCAUGUGUUCAUUAUUAGAAACGAGAGGUGUAAUCAAGAUUCUAGGACAGAAUAUAAAUAGAUUAUCUAAAGUAUUGUUACUUUGGGAUAAAAAUGAAGUUGAUGAUGUACUACACGACAAACAGCUUUUGGUGGAUGUAUUAAAUGAUAAAUCUCUAUUAAUACAAUGAUAUUUUUCCUAAAUCAAAAUGCAUGGGUUUUUUCUUUUCACUAUCUUUCAACAUUUGUAGCAAAUAUUUUCACUAUUUUUUACGUUUAUAACUAAGCAUUACUUAUAGAAAAUUCAUUAUUUUGUAUGAUAAUUUUAAUUAAUAUAUGUUUAGGAAAUUUUAUUUUAUACUAUGAUUGUUUACUUUCAUAAAUGUCUUAGAAUAAUUGUAUAUUUUAAAAUAAAAUCUUGUUUAUUUUUA
Metopolophium dirhodum (rose-grain aphid) is the source of this 1604-nucleotide messenger RNA. RefSeq names its product cell division control protein 6 homolog (gene Cdc6). Gene Ontology annotation, biological process: cell division; DNA replication initiation; mitotic DNA replication checkpoint signaling. The transcript has a single exon. NCBI's taxonomy places the organism in Eukaryota, Metazoa, Arthropoda, Insecta, Hemiptera, Aphididae. Bases 183 to 1364 code for a protein of 393 amino acids. Gene Ontology annotation, cellular component: nucleus. The record is from RefSeq and is a predicted model, not a curated record. Gene Ontology annotation, molecular function: ATP hydrolysis activity; ATP binding; DNA replication origin binding.